Messenger RNA from Lampris incognitus (smalleye Pacific opah), 2751 nucleotides. RefSeq names its product dnaJ homolog subfamily C member 7-like. Bases 10 to 1503 code for a protein of 497 amino acids. Gene Ontology annotation, molecular function: protein binding. The record is from RefSeq and is a predicted model, not a curated record. Lineage: Eukaryota; Metazoa; Chordata; Actinopteri; Lampriformes; Lampridae. The transcript has 14 exons.
UCGGGAAAGAUGGCAGCUGUUGACAUCAACAUGCCGAUGGAAACAGAAACCCAAGUAUUCGGUCAGGAUGACCUGGAACGUGAGGCUGAGGGCUUCAAAGAGCAAGGAAAUGCAUUCUACGUGAAGAAAGAUUACUCUGAGGCUUUCAACUACUACACAAAGGCCAUCGAUGCGUGUCCCAAAAAUGCCAGUUACUAUGGCAACAGAGCAGCCACUCUCAUGAUGCUCAGUCGCUUUCGAGAGGCCCUGGAGGACUCCCAGCAGGCUGUGCGUCUAGAUGACUGCUUCAUGAAGGGUCAUCUACGUGAGGGCAAGUGCCAUCUAUCUCUAGGAAAUGCCAUGGCAGCAAGCCGCUGCUUUCAGAAGGUGCUGGAACUGGAGCCCAGCAAUAGCCAGGCCCAGCAGGAGCAUAAGAACGCUACAGCGAUCUUGGAGUUUGAGCGAAUGGCAGAUUUUGGGUUCGAAAAGCGGGACUUCAGAAAGGUGGUAUACUAUAUGGACCGGGCCUUAGGCCUGGCCUCUGCCUGCCAUCGCUUCAAAAUCCUCAAGGCUGAGUGUCUGGCACUUCUUGGACGCUACCCUGAAGCCCAGUCUGUGGCAAGUGAUAUCCUGCGGAUGGACUCCACCAAUGCAGACGCACUGUACGUCCGAGGCCUGUGUCUUUACUAUGAGGACUGUAUCGAUAAAGCUGUGCAGUUCUUUAUCCAGGCCCUGCGUAUGGCGCCUGACCAUGAGAAGGCCCGGCUAGCAUGCAGGAAUGCCAAAGCCUUAAAAGCCAAGAAAGAAGAGGGCAACCAGGCAUUUAAGGACAGCAACUACGAGGCAGCCUACCAGCUGUAUACAGAGGCCCUGACAAUAGAUCCCAACAACAUCAAGACCAAUGCUAAACUGUACUGCAACAGAGCCACCGCAGGAGCCAAGCUUAAGAAAUUAGAUCAAGCCAUCGAAGACUGCACCAGUGCGAUCAAGUUAGAUGACACUUACAUCAAGGCGUAUUUAAGACGAGCUCAGUGCUACAUGAACACAGAGCAGUAUGAAGAAGCCGUGCGGGACUAUGAAAAGGUCUACCAAACAGAAAAGACCAAAGAACACAAGCAUCUGCUUAAGACAGCCCAGCUGGAGCUGAAAAAGAGCAAGAGGAAAGAUUACUACAAGGUGCUGGGAGUGGGUAAAAAUGCCACUGAUGAUGAGAUCAAGAAGGCCUACCGCAAACGGGCCCUCAUGCAUCACCCAGAUCGCCACAGCGCAGCAACCCCAGAGGUGCAGAAGGAGGAGGAGAAGAAGUUCAAGGAGGUGGGUGAGGCCUUCACUGUGCUCUCUGACCCAAAGAAGAAGGUCCGCUAUGACAAUGGACACGACCUGGAUGAUGAUGGUGGCUUCAGUGGAGGAGAUUUUGAUGCCAACAACAUUUUCAGAGCCUUCUUUGGUGGCCAAGGUGGAGGAUUUAAUUUUGAAUCUAGUUCAAAUGCUGGACCUGGAAAUUUCUUUUUCCAGUUUGGCUAAAGUACAAGAUUGCGUGGGACCGUUGCAGCCCCUGCAGUGAACAUUAUGAAGUUGGACUUAAAAUUACCAUCUCAUUUUCUUACUCUGUUGUCUUUUGCAAAAUCUCUUCCCUGGCAUGUUUAAAAUAUAUGACCGACAACAUAUUCCCAUCCUCCGCUAUACACAAUUUAGAAAUCAUUGAUUAUUGCAUUCACUUCUGGAUUUAUUUAUUCAUCACAGUUAUACUAAAACAGAUUGUGUUGUGCAAUCUGAAGUUUUAAAUCAAUGAAGCAUUAUAGAAAAAAAUCACAUUGUUCAGGAGAAUCAGCUGAAUUUGGUACUUUGUCAAAAUUAGAAAUGGUUUUCUCAUAAAUUGAGGCAAGACCCUAAAUUUGCAAAAUUGCUGCUGUAUCCCAAUUAAGGUCAGCAAUAGGGUAGUUGAUUGGUUUUAGAAAUGGCACAUCUUGUUGUGUGAGUUUUUAAGCUGCUUCUGGGACUUACUAAUUGCAGGAAUCGGUGUAUUGGCUCCCUAAUUCUGCCCAAAUUUUAGAAUAUGAAUGUCAUGACCUCAGGGCAGCACUGGAAGAUGACACUGCCCUGUUGUGUGUUUCUGUCUGGGUAUGUUUGUGUGACUGUAUCCAGGUUUUAUUGGUUCACCUGCAUACUGCAGGAUCAAACUGCAGGGUAUUGUCUAGUCUUGACCUAGGCUCAUUGCUGCAGUGUAUAGUUGACUGGAAUGUAAAGUGUUAUAUGUGGUCAUAAUUUCUCUUUAUGUUUAGUGUCUAUUCAGUCUAUUUAUAUUUAUUGUGUAUUCCAGUGGUUCUCAUGCUGGUCAUUGGAUAGUGCCAGUACAGCUAUUCUGCCAGGUAGUUUAUUACAUUCACCUGGGUGGCACGGUGGCCCAGUGGUCAGCACUGUUGCCUCACAUCAAGAAGGUCCUGGGAUUGAAUCCCAGGCUGUCCCAGGUCCUUUCUGUGUGGAGCUUGCAUGUUCUCCCCACGUCUGCAUGGGUUUCCUCUGGGUGGUCCAGUUUCCUCCCACCAUCAAAAAGACAUGCAUGUUAGGGUUAAUAUUCCUGCUUGCGGGGCGCCCUGGUGGCUCACCUGGUAGAGCGUGUACCACAUAGGCUGAGUCUUUAAUGCAGCAGCCUGGGUUCGACUCUGGCCCAGGCCCUUUGCUGCAUGUCAUCCCCUCUCUCUCACCUGCCUUUCCUGUCUCUCUCUCAACUAUUGCUAUCAAAUAAAGGCGUAAAAUGCCAAAAAAAAAAAA